GGUUCAUGCACCUUCCUAAUCGCAAUCCCAAAUUACAGCCGGUUUUCCAUUUCACGAAUUAAUAAAUAAAUACAGUAAUACACCCUCACUCACGGAUAAUUUACUAAAAUUUAGCUUCCCCUUAAAUUCACAUGAUUCUUGUUUCAUCCUUCUCGCAACUUCGUAUGAUACUUGUCUCCCUCAUGUUUGAAUGCAUUUCCUUACUUUGGAUGUUCUACACCAACGACAGUAGAAGUAUAUUAGCAGUUGUGUAUUGAGGAGUAUAAGGGAACGUUGCAAGUCAUCCAUGGGAUUCGAACUUGGGCAACUCCAAAGUGAUCAUCACUAGGCCACCCCAAGAUUUAAAUGUUUCACUUGUUACCAAUUUAUGCAACUGACACGAAAUAUGUUUUUUUGUAUAGAUCUACAGGGCCAUCUAUUGUAAGGAAGGUGUCAUUUUAUGGAUCUGACACGUUUGGAGCCCCUUAAAGAUUGCAAAUAUUUCUUUUCUUGUGAUUCCAAUUUCCUUCAUAUCCUCAUCAACAAGAACAUUGUUAGUUGUUUCGACUUUCGAUAAAUGCAAAAAGUAGCAACGUGCUUCCAUUUCUCGAGGUUGGAUUGAACUUGAACGCCGGAAAUCGAGAGCUUGUGUUGUGGCAGCUCUCAAGAUAUUUUAGCAUGAAGCCAGUAGCAGCGGUUGAUGUUGAUGUUGAUGUCGAAGAGCACGGGAGUUAUAGGAAAGAUAUUGAGCAUGAUUUAUGGCCUCUUGGGGAAAUCAACCCAACAAAAGGAAGUUUUCCAUGUUGUUUGGUGUGGACCCCACUUCCAAUUGUCUCGUGGUUGGCUCCUUUCAUUGGACAUGUUGGGUUAUGCAUGGAGGAUGGAGCUGUGGUGGAGUUUUCGGGUUCCAACCUUGUGACUGUUGAUGAUUUUGCUUAUGGUGGUGUCGCUCGUUACAUUCAACUUGACCGCAACCAGUGCUGCUUCCCAUCAAGCCUUGCGAAGCACACAUGCAAGUACCGUUACAAGCAUUCAGAAAACGGAACGGCUAUAAGUUGGGAUGAUGCGAUCCGGUCAAGUAGGCGGCAGUUUGAGCACAAAUCAUACAACCUCUUCACAUGUAAUUCCCACUCUUUUGUUGCCAACAUUCUCAACCGAAUUUGUUAUGGGGGAUCAAUGAGUUGGAACAUGAUGAACGUGGCUGCUCUUGUCCUUUUCAACUUCAAGGGCCACUGGGUGGAUGCUUUGGCCAUCGUUAAAUCAUUUCUACCCUUUACUCUCAUGGCUUGUUUCGGUAUUGCCAUUGUCGGCUGGCCAUUUUUAAUUGGUCUUCUCUCCUUUUCUCUUCUCCUCAUUGCUUGGUUUUCUCUAGCUACAUUUUGUCUCAAAAAUCUUAUGGAAUGCUAAUGCUAAUGCUAAUCUUAUUAUUUCUUUUCCAAAA
This is a messenger RNA of Lactuca sativa (garden lettuce), 1420 nucleotides long. RefSeq names its product protein REVERSION-TO-ETHYLENE SENSITIVITY-like protein (DUF778) (gene RTE1). Gene Ontology annotation, biological process: regulation of ethylene-activated signaling pathway; response to ethylene. Gene Ontology annotation, cellular component: Golgi apparatus; endoplasmic reticulum. The record is from RefSeq and is a predicted model, not a curated record. Lineage: Eukaryota; Viridiplantae; Streptophyta; Magnoliopsida; Asterales; Asteraceae.